Messenger RNA from Physella acuta, 1826 nucleotides. Its product is annotated as leucine-rich repeat-containing protein 59-like. Gene Ontology annotation, cellular component: cytoplasm. Lineage: Eukaryota; Metazoa; Mollusca; Gastropoda; Physidae. The record is from RefSeq and is a predicted model, not a curated record. Gene Ontology annotation, molecular function: protein binding.
UCCGGUUUUGUGGACGUGUCAACAUUUGCAGACUCACUACAGCAACACAAGUUAUUUUUUACUUAAACAUUACUUAUUGUACAUAGACCUCUGUAUUCAACAGAUAACCCGCUAAAAUGCCAAAGGAAUCUUUACGCGAAAAACUAGACGGAAACGAGCUUGAUUUGAGUUUAAGCAAUCUUGACGCAGUACCGGUUAAAGAAUUGGCAGCACUUCCAAAAGCAACACACUUGGACUUGUCAUGUAAUCAACUUUUAAUUCUUCCAGACAACUUUUGCACCUUGACUCACAUCAUCAAAUUAGAUUUAAGCAAAAAUGCUCUUACUGAGCUCCCUAAAGAUUUUGGUCAACUGGAAAACUUGCAGCACCUGGACCUUCUUGGGAAUCAACUAAAAACAUUACCUAGGUCUUUCCACCAGCUAAAAAAAUUAAAAUGGCUGGACUUAAAAGAUAAUCCUUUGGAAGAUGGAUUAAAAAAGAAUGCAGGAGACUGUCUAAAUGAAGAUCAAUGCAGGAAAUGUGCUACACGAAUUUUGAUGUAUAUGACGGAUUUAAAUGACCAGCUGGAUAAGCAGUGGCAAGCUAAAAAGAAAAAACAGGAAGAGGCUGAAGCAAAGCAAAAAGAGAAGGAAGAGAAAGAAGUGCAACGUAAAAGACAGGAGAAAAAAGCAGAGAAAGAAAGGAGAAGGAGAGAACAUGAAGCAAGAAGAGCUCAGGAACUACUUUCACAGAAUGGUGACACUUCAGAUGAAGAAUUAAAUGCAGCUAGAGAAAAACUGAAGUUUAAUGAAAGUCUUAGAAUGAAAAAAGGAAAAGGAAAAAGCAAUAGAAACUGUUUUCUGCUGGUACUGUUUUCAUUCUUGGCACUGUUGUUAGCCCUGCUGGUUGCAAUAGAUUUCCACUGUAUUUCAAGUCAAAAAGAUAACUUGUGUAAAGCAUAUUGGCAGCCAGUGCGCACUAAAUUUUUACAAGUUUGUGAACAAUAUACUUAUGCUAUUAUAGAAUUUUACCAUAAGCACAUUGAAAAAUAUUUUAUUUCAGAAUCAUGAUUUAUGAAUAGCAAUAGAUAAUGGAUGUAUGAAUGGAUGGGUAUUGAGGUGUACAUGUCAAUUCAACAUUUAUUAAAUUAAUUCUUCAGUCAUAAGUUCAAUUUGUUUCAAACAAUAUUUAUUUUUUACAAAAUUAGAACCCACCUUAACUACAAAAUUUCCACUUCUCUUUGAACCAGUUUGAAUACAUGUCCAUAUUAAAAUAUAACUAUUUUCAAAGUAAAUUUUACUAAAACAAGCAGUCUUACUAUAUGUUGUUUAAUUACAUUUAUAUUUUAACUUCCAGACUGUAUACCAUUUCAAAAUUUCAAAAUGUUUAAAUAAUAUUGUACAUUUGUGAGAUUUUAAUUUCUCAAUAUUUUUUUUACUUUAGUCAGUUAUGUGUUUAUGUUAGAAAAACUGGAAACAUCUUUUAAAAUCAAAACUUGUAUCUAGAAAAUAUAAUCUUGCCUUGGACUAAAUUAAGUCUUCACUAUGCAUAAACAGUUAACAGCAAGCUGAAAAUCAAUUAUAUUAUAGCAUGAAGUUUAAGUUAACAUUUUAAGAAAAUGCUGCUUAAAGUGGAUAAUAUACUAGGCAUAUCUAAUGUUAGUAGCCUGUGAUAAUUUAUAGAUUAUUUUUUUUUGUAUGUGAAGUAAGUAAUGGUGAUAGAAUUUGUUUUUGAUUUCUGAUUGUUACAUGAUUCUACUUUGUAUAUAAAAUAGCAUUGAUAAUGUUCCAGCAAUGUAUAGUAAUUUUUAUUGAUUUCACUCAAAAUAAAUUUCAUUUACAACAUAA